Sinocyclocheilus rhinocerous is the source of this 763-nucleotide messenger RNA. RefSeq names its product ubiquitin conjugating enzyme E2 Wb (gene ube2wb). The coding region runs from base 195 to 584 and encodes 129 amino acids. The record is from RefSeq and is a predicted model, not a curated record. Lineage: Eukaryota; Metazoa; Chordata; Actinopteri; Cypriniformes; Cyprinidae. The transcript has 6 exons.
AGUGUGUCGUCUCUGAGAGUGUAAAUGGUGUUUUUUUUUUUGGGAUACGCCUAAUUAAGGGAUCGAAUAUUGUUGUGUUAUUUCUGAAAUCAUAACUUGUCCUCCUCGCUGCUCCUGAGCUGUCAGGGUGAGAAUUAUCAUCGAAAAGGUUACAGAAGGAACUGCUAGCCUUGCAGAAUGAUCCGCCCCCUGGAAUGACCCUAAAUGAGAAGAGCGUACAGAACACCAUCACACAAUGGAUUGUGGAUAUGGAAGGAGCCUCUGGUACUCUUUAUGAGGGGGAGAAAUUUCAGCUUCUUUUUAAAUUUAGUAGUCGUUAUCCCUUUGACUCACCUCAGGUAAUGUUCACCGGCGACAAUAUACCUGUCCAUCCCCACGUUUAUAGCAAUGGCCACAUCUGCCUGUCCAUCUUAACGGAGGACUGGUCACCAGCUCUUUCUGUGCAGUCCGUUUGUCUUAGCAUUAUUAGCAUGCUGUCUAGCUGCAAAGAGAAGAGGCGGCCUCCUGAUAACUCCUUUUAUGUACGGACAUGUAAUAAAAAUCCAAAGAAGACAAAAUGGUGGUAUCAUGAUGAUACCUGUUAAUAUGAACUUUCUAGAACUCCCGGAGGGAAGAAGUCCUACUGACAUUAUAAAAGCACUUUUUGAUAGCAUAUGGUCUCUGAACUUUAAACUUGGACUCAAACACAAGCAUGGACUCAGACCACAAACAUGGGAGAUGAUAUCAGCUGUGUUACCGGUAGCCAGUUGGAUGCAUGUUUGGG